Messenger RNA from Acanthisitta chloris (rifleman), 5103 nucleotides. Its product is annotated as ATP-binding cassette sub-family A member 2-like. Gene Ontology annotation, cellular component: membrane; intracellular membrane-bounded organelle. Gene Ontology annotation, biological process: lipid transport; transmembrane transport. The record is from RefSeq and is a predicted model, not a curated record. Gene Ontology annotation, molecular function: ABC-type transporter activity; lipid carrier activity; ATP hydrolysis activity. Lineage: Eukaryota; Metazoa; Chordata; Aves; Passeriformes; Acanthisittidae.
AUGAAGAUGAUGGGCUUGAACAAUGCGGUGCACUGGGUGGCUUGGUUCAUCACCGGCUUCGUCCAGCUCUCCAUCUCAGUCACAGCACUCACUGCCAUCCUCAAGUAUGGCAAGGUCCUGAUGCACAGUGAUGUCCUCAUCAUAUGGCUCUUCCUCGCCAUCUACGCUGUGGCCACCAUCAUGUUCUGCUUCCUGGUGUCGGUGCUCUACUCCAAGGCCAAGCUCGCCUCUGCCUGUGGUGGCAUCAUUUACUUCCUCAGCUAUGUGCCCUACAUGUACGUGGCCAUCCGGGAGGAGGUGGCACAUGACAAGAUCACAGCCUUUGAGAAGUGCAUCGCGUCCCUCAUGUCCACCACAGCCUUUGGGCUGGGCUCCAAGUAUUUUGCACUGUAUGAGGUGGCUGGUGUGGGUAUCCAGUGGCACACCUUCAGCCAGUCACCUGUGGAAGGAGAUGACUUCAACCUCCUGCUGUCCAUGAUGAUGCUGGUCAUGGAUGCCGUGGUGUACGGGGUGCUCACGUGGUACAUCGAGGCUGUGCACCCGGGCAUGUUCGGCCUGCCGCGGCCCUGGUACUUCCCUUUCCAGAAGUCCUACUGGCUGGGGGCCUGGGAGUGGCCCGGGCCCUGGUCACGCACCACCCGCCUCAGCAUCAUGGAGGAGGAUCAAGCCUGUGCCAUGGAGAACCGGAGGCUGGAGGAGACACGGGGCAUCGAGGAGGAGCCGACACACCUCCCCUUGGUCGUCUGCAUCGACAAGCUCACCAAGGUCUACAAGACAGACAAGAAGCUGGCGCUGAACAAGCUGAGUCUCAACCUCUAUGAGAACCAGGUCGUGUCCUUCCUGGGUCACAACGGUGCAGGCAAGACCACCACCAUGUCCAUCCUCACCGGCUUGUUCCCUCCAACCUCGGGCUCUGCUACCAUCUAUGGCCACGAUAUCCGGACGGAGAUGGAUGAGAUCCGGAAGAACCUGGGCAUGUGUCCCCAGCACAACGUGCUCUUUGAUAGGCUGACAGUGGAGGAGCAUCUCUGGUUCUACUCACAGCUCAAGAGCAUGGCGGAGGAGGAGAUCCGCAAGGAGAUGGAUAAGAUGAUUGAGGACCUGGAACUCUCCAACAAACGGCACUGCCAGGUGCAGACCCUCUCGGGCGGCAUGAAGAGGAAGCUAUCAGUGGCCAUUGCCUUUGUGGGUGGGUCACGGGCUGUGAUCUUGGACGAGCCCACAGCUGGCGUGGACCCGUAUGCCCGCAGGGCCAUCUGGGACCUCAUCCUCAAGUACAAGCCAGGGCGGACCAUCUUGCUCUCCACACACCAUAUGGACGAGGCCGACCUGCUGGGGGACCGCAUCGCUAUCAUCUCCCAUGGCAAGCUCAAGUGCUGUGGCUCUCCACUGUUCCUCAAGAGCACCUAUGGUGAUGGCUACAAGCUGACGGUGGUGAAGAAGCAGUCAGACACCAGGAAUGGCACAGAGCUGGGCCAGCCACACAGCCCCCCAGCCCACUCCUCUGUCAGUCCCUGCUCCGAGCCUCGUGUCUCCCAGUUCAUCAAGAAGUACGUGGCCUCCUGCCUCCUCAUCUCAGACACCAACACGGAGCUCUCCUACAUUCUGCCCAGUGAGGCUGUCAAGAAGGGCUGCUUUGAGAGGCUCUUCCAGCACUUGGAGCAGAGCUUGGAGGAGCUGGACCUCACCAGUUUUGGGCUGAUGGAUACCACGCUGGAGGAGGUCUUCCUGAAGGUGUCUGAGGAGGACCAGUCUCUGGAGAACAGCGAUGUGGACAUGAAGGAGUCCAAGAAGGAUGCCCUGCAGCCACCUGUGUCUGAGCUGGAGAAGCCCGAGGUGGAGCUCAGCAACCUGGUGACCUGCUCCAAGCUGGCGCAGUCGCAGGCAUCCCUGCGCUCGGCCUCCUCGGUGGGCUCCGUGCGGGGCGACGAAGGUGGGGCUUAUUCCGAAUUCUUUGGGGAUUACGCACCCCUGUUCGAUAACCGGCAGGACCCCGAUAACAUCAGUCUGCAAGAGGCAGAGGUGGAGGACCGUGACCUGGCGGGGCAGGGGAGCUUCAAGCUGGAGGGCUCAUGGCUGAAGCUGCGCCAGUUCCAUGGGCUGAUCGUCAAACGCUUCCACUGCGCCAAGCGCAACACCAAGGCCCUCUUCUCACAGAUCCUCCUGCCUGCCUUCUUCGUCUGCGUGGCCAUGACUGUGGCACUCUCUGUGCCCGAAAUAGGUGACUUGCCACCUCUCAUCCUCUCGCCAUCGCAGUACCACAACUACACCCAGCCCAAGGGCAAUUUCAUUCCUUAUGCCAACGAGGAGCGGCGUGAGUACCGCAUCAGGCUGUCUCCUGAUGCCAGCCCCCAGCAGCUGGUGAACACCUUCCACCUGCCCUCUGGCGUGGGGGCCACCUGCGUGCUCAAGACACCCUUCAACAACACGCUGGACCAGCCUAUGCAGACCCUCAACCUCAACAGCAAUGAGUCCAAGAUGCUGGCAGCCAAGUACUUUGAUGCCAUGUGCAUCGACUCCUUCACACAGGGCCUGCCACUCUCCAACUUUGUGCCACCGCCUCCGUCCCCAGCUCCCUCUGACUACCCCAUCUCAGUGGAUGAGGACCUGCUCCAUGCCUGGAACUCCACGGCCUUCUCUGCUGUCAAAGGUAUCACCUGGACUGUGACCUCAGCCCCCGCCCUGCCCCGCAUCAUCCACGAGCCCAUCAAGUGCACAUGCUCCAUGCAGGGGACUGGCUUCUCCUGCCCCAACGGUGUGGGGGGCCACCCCCCGCAGAUGAAGGUGGUGACAGGGGACAUCCUGGCAGACAUCACAGGGCGCAACGUCUCCGAGUAUCUGCUCUACACCUCAGACCGCUUCCGGCUGCACAGGUAUGGGGCACUCACCUUCGGCAAUGUCCAGAAGUCCAUCCCGGCCUCCUUCGGGGCCAGGGCUCCUGCCACCGUGCGCAAGAUCGCUGUGCGGAGAACAGCCCAGGUCUUCUACAACAACAAGGGCUACCACAGCAUGCCCACCUACCUCAAUGCCCUCAAUAACGCCAUCCUGAGAGCUAACCUGCCUAAGAGCAAGGGCAACCCUGCUGCCUACGGCAUCACAGUCACCAAUCACCCCAUGAACAAGACGAGCGCCAGCCUGUCCCUGGAUUACCUCCUGCAAGGCACAGAUGUGGUGAUUGCCAUCUUCAUCAUUGUGGCCAUGUCCUUCGUCCCAGCCAGCUUUGUGGUGUUCCUGGUGGCUGAAAAGGCCACCAAGGCCAAACACCUGCAGUUCGUGAGCGGCUGUGACCCUGUCAUCUACUGGUUGGCAAACUAUGUGUGGGACAUGCUGAACUACCUGGUGCCAGCCACGUGCUGCAUCAUCAUCCUGUUUGUGUUCGACCUCCCAGCGUACACCUCUCCAACCAACUUCCCCGCAGUCCUCUCCCUCUUCCUGCUCUAUGGCUGGUCCAUCACCCCCAUCAUGUACCCAGCCUCCUUCUGGUUUGAGGUGCCCAGCUCUGCCUACGUCUUCCUCAUCGUCAUCAACCUCUUCAUCGGCAUCACAGCCACUGUUGCCACAUUCCUGUUACAGCUCUUUGAGCACGACAAGGACCUGAAGGUGGUGAACAGCUACCUGAAGAGCUGCUUCCUUGUGUUUCCUAACUACAACCUGGGCCACGGCCUGAUGGAGAUGGCCUACAACGAGUACAUCAACGAAUACUACGCCAAGAUCGGGCAGGUCGAUAAAAUGAAAUCACCCUUCGAAUGGGACAUCGUGACACGAGGGCUUGUUGCCAUGACAAUUGAAGGCUUUGUUGGCUUCUUCAUCACCAUCAUGUGCCAGUACAACUUCUUCCGGAAGCCCCAGCGCCUGCCUGUCUCCACCAAACCCAUUGAGGAUGACAUUGACGUGGCCAACGAGCGGCACCGGGUUCUGCGUGGUGAUGCCGACAACGACAUGCUGAAGAUUGAGAACCUCACCAAGGUGUACAAGUCUCGCAAGAUCGGGCGCAUCCUCGCCGUGGACCGGCUGUGCGUGGGUGUGCGGCCCGGGGAGUGCUUCGGGCUGCUGGGUGUCAACGGCGCGGGCAAGACCACCACCUUCAAGAUGCUGACGGGGGAUGAGAGCACCACGGGCGGAGAGGCCUUUGUUAAUGGGCACAGCAUCCUGAAGGAGCUCCUGCAGGUCCAGCAGAGCUUGGGCUACUGCCCCCAGUUUGACGCACUCUUCGAUGAGCUGACGGCCCAGGAGCACCUGGAGCUCUACACCCGCCUGCGUGGCAUCCCCUGGAAGGACGAGGAGCGGGUGGUCAAGUGGGCACUGAAGAAGCUGGAGCUGACCAAGUAUGCAGACAAGCCUGCCAGCACCUACAGUGGGGGCAACAAAAGGAAGCUGUCCACAGCCAUCGCACUCAUUGGAUACCCAGCCUUCAUCUUCCUGGAUGAGCCAACCACAGGGAUGGAUCCCAAGGCACGGCGUUUCCUCUGGAACCUCAUCCUGGAUGUCAUCAAAACGGGUCGCUCCGUGGUGCUCACAUCUCACAGCAUGGAGGAGUGUGAGGCGCUUUGCACCCGCCUGGCCAUCAUGGUGAAUGGGCGGCUCAAGUGUCUUGGCAGCAUCCAGCACCUGAAGAACAGGUUCGGUGAUGGCUACAUGAUCACAGUGCGCACCAAGUCCAGCCUCAAUGUCAAGGAGGUGGUGAGGUUCUUCAACCGCAACUUCCCUGAGGCCAUUCUCAAGGAGCGGCACCACACCAAGGCCCAGUACCAGCUGAAGUCGGACCAGAUCUCGUUGGCACAGGUCUUCAGCAAGAUGGAGCAGGUGGUGGAUGUGCUGGGCAUUGAAGACUACUCUGUCAGCCAGACCACACUGGACAACGUGUUCGUGAAUUUUGCCAAGAAGCAAAGUGACAACCUGGAGCAGCAGGAGACCAGCCCCAGCUGUGCCCUGCAGUCACCCCUGGAGCGUGUGCUGAGCCUGCUGCGGCCCCGCGCUGCCCCCACUGAGCUGCGGGCCCUCGUGGUGGAGGAGCAGGAAGACCUGGAGACUGAUGAUGAAGGCCUCAUCAGCUUCGAGGAGGAGAGGGCUCAGCUCUCCUUCAACACGGAUACGCUGUGCUGA